CAGAUCGGUCCAAACGGUACGGUCUAGCAAAAUUUUUUAAUAGAUCGCCUAGAACUUUUAGAAAAGUAAUUUUCCUUGCUUAAAGCAAAUCAAAUUUUAUAUUUGCAAAAAUGGCGCGUGCUGUACUAUGCAUGGCCAUCGCUUGCAUUUUAGUGCAAUGCGCUCUCUCUCAAAACUACGAUAAGGAAAAUCGUCGCCUCAUUCUGCAAAUUAAAGAUCAAAAAACGACCAACCAACAAUACUAUUCGUCGAAUUUCGAUACCAGAAAUGGUAAUUAUGAAGGUUUUGAUGGUCGUUAUAAAGGUAUUAAACAAGGUCAAUAUGUCCCGGACAAUUCGGGCAAAUAUGUUCAUGUUGAAGGUCCAACUGGUCCACCAGCCGUACCAUAUGUGCACGUAGAGGGACCACAAGGCGGUUUUGGCGGUGAAGGCGGCUUCGGCGGCAAAGGUAGCGGCGGCGGUGUAGGACCAGGCGGCCCAGGCGGCCCAGGCGGACCAAAGGGACCCGGCGGUCCAAAGGGACCUGGUGGUCCAAAGGGUCCACCCGGCCCACCUGGUCCACCCGGACCACCAGGACCAUUCGGCCCAACUGGACCCGGACCUAAGGGACCAAAUGGCCCACCUGGACCACCUGGCCCACCUGGACCAACACGUCCCGGCCCACCAGGACCACCUGGCCCACCCGGCCCAACCCGUCCCGGCCCAGGCGGACCACCUGGACCACCAGGCCCAACCCGUCCCGGACCACCAGGCCCACCCGGACCAACACGUCCCGGCCCACCAGGACCACCAGGACCAGAUCGUCCAGGCCCACCCGGACCACAACCACCAUACAAACCAAGUGGCCCAAGAGACUCAAAUAAGAAUACACCCGGCUAUUUGCCACCCGUCUCAAAAACUGGUAAAAUAACGCAACCCAUUAAGUCAUCAUCAUUAGUUGUGGAGGGUGAAACACCCACGACAAGCACACAUACCACCACAAAUACACAAACAUCUUUCGUGCCAAAUUAUGGUAGUAAUAAUGAUUAUGCACAAAAGAAGGUCACCACCACCACAACCACAACCACAACCAACACCAAUACCAAUACUAACACUCAAUUUAAUAAUAAUAUUAAAACAACACCUCUAACCAAUAUUCCUCCUUCUUCUCCUCCCUCUCCUCCCAAAACUAUCACCACCACAACUACGACCAACACAAACACGAACACGAAUACGAAUUACCCGAAUGUACCGGUUAAUCCGCCGGCCACCUAUCAACAAACUAAUAAAUACCUGCCACCAAAUCGUGGUCCAAUUACGAAUACCUUCAAUCGACAGGACACAUCUUUUGAGAAGGAACAACCGUACAAGACAAUUACCACAACAAACACAAAUACUGACAGACAAACCGGACAGAAAAUCACUCAAGGAGGCGUUGGUCAAAAGGUAACCACAGCAACAUACGAACAAACACCCGGUAUCUAUAAUGGACAGAAGGUAACUACACAAAAGGAAACUAAUAUCUAUGGGCAAAUACCCGGUUAUCCGAUUGGACAAAAAGUAGUCGAAAAAGUAACAACCACCACAACGACGAACCAAAACGUACCCAGCUAUCCGACAGGACAGCGGGUCGUUGAGAAAGUAACCACCACGACAAAUACCAACAGAAAUGAAGGUUACAAGCCCAGUCAGCCCACAGGUGGUCAACGUUUCGAACAAAACCGGCAAACAGAGAAGAAUGUAGUUACCAACACCAUUACAAAUUACCAAACGCCACGUCCCUCCUAUCCACCGACCGAAAUAAAUAACGAACGUGUGUGCUCAUGCAAUGCGGAUCGUACACAACAAACUACUACAAUAGGCACACAACAAUCUACAACCUCGUCCUUCGGUAAACCAACGUCGGAUAGUAAAUUGUAUAAUCAACAACAAUUCACAACACAAACAGCAACCGCAUCGGGCGGCCAAGCGUUCUUUGGCGGUAUAACGAACUCUAUGUCAUUAUUACAACAAUUGCCGGUGUUUCCACAAGCGCCAGGUUAUGCUGCGUCCUAUGCACCGGACAAGAUACCUAAAGGUGCCAUUGUAGCAUUUAUGCCGGUAAUCAUUUUACCACAAUCAGCUUACGAGCAAUGCGACGAUAAUGCGUUACAUACGGCCGACAGAUACCAACAGAAUGUCGACAGCUUCCCAUUGGGCGUGCAACCAGCACCGAUUCCAUUUAGCUUUAGUCAGAUUACAGGCGGUGCACGUAAAGAUCAAUGCAUGUGCCCUUGUUCUUGCACACAAAACAUACCAGACAGACUGCACAAGAAACGAGACACGAACGCUAGUGACGGACUGAAUGCAACCGUAGCCGUAGACAAUGCGAAAGAGACAGCUGAAGUGAAAGCUGUAGAAGCUUUAGUGACGGACGAACAAGCGGAGACCAAAGUGACGGAAAAUAAGGUACUAGAUACGACAUCAGCAAGCACGGAAAAUGUAGAAACAACAAAGCAAUUGACACCAGCUGUGGUGGAGACAGCCGAACCGGUAGCGUUGGUUGGCGAAGCGACUGCAACGACGACAGUAACGACAAACGAAGAUGUUAAAGUCGCGUCAGAAAGCGAAAAGAUCGCAGAACCGACGCCAACUGUUGUGGUCGAAGAAAAGAAAGACUAAAUAGACGUUAUGACGAACGACGUUAAUGACGUUAUACUACAAUUUGUCAUCUACAUACUCACAAACAUCCAACAAGAAAUCCUCUCCAAUUUAGGAAUGACAAAAUAAGUUAUCCACGGAUACCAUAUGAAAUAACGCCGUCCGUUAGCAAAAGAGAACGUCAACCACAGCAAUCGACAGCCAACAAUGUCCCGUUAUCCUACAUCCUCUCCGCACAUCCCAACAAACGCUUGUUGCUUGCUCAGUCAGGUCAGCUGGUGUUCCUUAAGCGGACACACUGCUGGCCUUUGCAUGUAAUACCGGUACCGUUCCUGCAUAUGACGUGCCUGGCAGUUGGUCCAUUUCCUUAUGCGUUCCCCCGUCCAAAGCAACACGCUACGUGCCCGCUCCCGUCCUUAUAACACCUCCUGAUCCUCAUUACCAAGCGUAAAAAGCAUAUCCUGGCAUCCCGAUCCUGAUUCCGUACCGGCUCCAUACGUCCAGUUCCCGAUUUUGUGUUCAUGUCCUUACAAUGUUUAUUUAUAGUAACAACAACAAAAAUAAAAAAAUAAGAAAAUACCUUGUAAGCACUAAAAGAUGUAAAAGUCAAGACAGUAAUGUAGAGAAA
Molecule: messenger RNA, 3246 nt
Organism: Bactrocera latifrons
Lineage: Eukaryota; Metazoa; Arthropoda; Insecta; Diptera; Tephritidae
Product: EMI domain-containing protein 1
Exons: 5
Coding region: 111-2639 (842 amino acids)
Source: RefSeq, a predicted model, not a curated record